GUACUACCUGUGCUAAAUACAUUCCUGCAAAAGUCAUGAGAAUAAAUUCCCAAUCUGCUGAUUACAUUGCAAGUGAAACAAUACCCAUUAAGGAAGUUGACUCCACCCAAUAAAUCAAAGAAAUGGCCACAGAACUUCCAACAACUUUAAACAAUCUGUUUAGUUACAUUGACAGUCAUAAAGCAGAGUACAUAAAUAAUUUACGUGAAGCAGUGGCUAUAAAAUCCGUUUCAGCAUGGCCAGAUCAUAGAAAUGAAAUAGUUAAGAUGAUGAAGUGGGCAGAAAUUAGAUUAAAAGAUCUUGGUGCUACCACAGAAUUAGCAGAUAUAGGAAAACAAACUUUUCCAGAUGGACGUGAAAUUCCAUUACCACCUGUUUUAUUAGGAACCCUUGGAUCUGACCCAAAAAAGAAGACUGUUCUAUUAUACGGACAUUUAGAUGUUCAACCAGCAUUGAAAGAAGAUGGCUGGAAUACAGAACCCUUUACUCUUGUUGAGAAAGAUGAAAAAUUAUAUGGCCGUGGUUCUUCAGAUGACAAAGGCCCUGUACUCUGUUGGAUACAUGCAUUGCAGGCUUACAAAGCUAUUGGAAUUGGUUUCCCAGUCAAUCUUAAGUUUGUAUUUGAGGGUAUGGAAGAGAGUGGAAGUGAAGGUUUGGACGAUCUUCUUUGGGCACGCAAAGAUACAUUUUUGCAAGGUGUAGAUUAUGUUUGUAUAUCUGAUAAUUAUUGGUUGGGUACUACUAAGCCCUGUAUUACAUAUGGUUUGAGGGGUAUCUGUUACUUUCAUAUAGAAGUAACUUGUGCUGCAAAAGAUUUACAUAGUGGUAUAUAUGGUGGAACUGUGCAUGAAGCAAUGGCAGACCUGAUGUAUCUGUUAAAUACAUUAGUUGAUGUUAAUGGAAAAAUUUUAAUAAAUGGAAUAUAUGAGAAUGUUGCCGAAGUUACAGAAAAAGAAUUAGAUCUUUAUAAAACAAUAGAGUUUGAUGUCCCUGAAUAUAAGAAAUCUGUUGGCACCAAUAGAUUGGCUCACGAUGAAGAUAAAAUUCAGCUUUUGAUGCAUCGUUGGAGACAACCUAGUUUAUCUAUUCAUGGAAUAGAGGGUGCAUUUAGCGAACCAGGGGCAAAGACUGUUAUUCCAGGAAAAGUUAUUGGUAAAUUUUCAAUUAGAUUAGUGCCGGAUAUGACCCCUGAUGAAACCGUUAAGAAAGUAACAACGUAUUUAAAUGAAAAGUGGGCUGUUAGAGGUAGUCCAAAUAGAAUAAACAUUAAUAUGGACCAUGGAGGAAAACCCUGGUCUGAAAAUCCUGAUCAUCCACACUAUAUAGCUGGCCGGAAGGCUACAAAACAUGUUUAUAAAGUAGAUCCUGACUUGUCACGUGAGGGUGGUUCAAUUCCAGUUACUUUGACAUUCCAAGAAGUAACAGGUAAAAAUGUACUGCUCUUACCAGUUGGUGCUGGUGAUGAUGGAGCACAUUCUCAGAAUGAAAAAUUAGAUGUCCGCAAUUACAUCCAGGGUACUAAAUUACUUGGAGCUUAUUUGUAUGAAGUAUCUCAACUUCAAUAAAAAUGCAUACAGAUAUGAAGGCAUUAUUAAAACCAUACUUUAUACUGGAGUAUUAUAAACAAGCAAUUUGUGUACUAUACAGUAUUCCCUCCAUAAGAUUGCACUACUCGGUAACAAAGACAAGAUCCUUUAAAGCAGUUGAGACGAUUUUGUGAUCACUUUAUUUUUUGACGCUUUCAGUUUUAGUCUUUGUAGCUGGUCAUGUCAUGAGAUGGUAGAGAUGUUAAUACGAUGAUAUGGGGAGCAACAAAGUGCGAUCUUAUAGGGAAAUACUGUAUAACAUUAAAUCGUAAAAUUGUCAUUUUAAGGGGAACAGGUAAUAAAAGUAUCUUUUUGUAGUUUUCAUACUAAUUCUUUGAAAAUAUACGCAAAACACUGUUUUUU
Messenger RNA from Dufourea novaeangliae, 1949 nucleotides. It is a transcript of the gene Cndp2, whose product is annotated as cytosolic non-specific dipeptidase. Gene Ontology annotation, molecular function: metallodipeptidase activity. Gene Ontology annotation, biological process: proteolysis. The record is from RefSeq and is a predicted model, not a curated record. Bases 123 to 1565 code for a protein of 480 amino acids. Lineage: Eukaryota; Metazoa; Arthropoda; Insecta; Hymenoptera; Halictidae. The transcript has 6 exons.